AUGAGUCUCACAACAUCUUGCUUUUCAGAAUACAAGGAUAUUGUCCAAGAAGGUGACCUAGUUCUAAUAUGGAUUUCCAGGGACCAAAUAAAACCUGUCAAGAUGGAUUCAGAGGCCUCAUUCAACACUCGUUAUGGUACAUUCCCUCAUAAGGACAUGAUCGGGAAGAAAUAUGGGUCCCAAAUUGCCAUACGUACUAAGGGAACCAAUAGAUUUGCCUUUGUUCAUGUAUUGCAACCAACACCUGAACUUUGGACUUUAUCUCUACCUCAUAGAACACAAAUCGUCUACACUCCAGAUUCGUCGUACAUCAUGCAAAGAUUGAAUUGUGGUCCCAAUUCUAGAGUUAUUGAGGCUGGGACUGGUUCUGGUUCAUUCUCUCAUGCGUUUGCCAGAUCCGUGAAGAAGCUAUUUACGUUUGAAUUUCAUCAAGUGAGAUUUGAACAAGCUAUGCAGGAAUUUAAAGAGCAUGGUCUACUGGAUGAAAAUGUAACCAUAACUCAUAGAGAUGUAUGUGCUGAUGGGUUUACCAUUAAAAGUGGUGAUACAACGUCUUUUGAUUUGACAAAUGUCCAAAACGUAGAUUUGAAUGCUAAUGCCGUAUUUUUGGAUUUACCUGCACCUUGGGAAGCAAUUCAUCAUUUGGAUAGUGUUAUUGCCAAGGGAGAGAAGGUUGGGGUAUGUUGCUUUUCUCCCUGUAUAGAACAAGUGGAUAAGACAUUGGAAAGUUUAGAAAAGAAUGGAUGGACGAAUAUAGAGAUGGUGGAAAUUCAAGGAAGACGAUAUGAAAGUAGAAGACAAAUGGUGAGAACCUUGGAUGAUGCUUUAGAGAGGUUGAAAGAUAUUAAGAGAAGGAAAUUGGCAGGUAUGGAAAGACGCAAGAGACAAUUGGAAGGUUUGAAAACUGAAGAAGAGAAACAAGAUCAAAAUAAUGGCCAACCGGUGACUGAAAAGACUCAAUUUAAUCCAUUUGGUAAGGGUGAAAGAGUCAAAGAAGGUGAUCCAAAUUAUCAAUGGAAAGAAGUAACGAAGAUUGAAAGUGAAAUUAAAUCGCAUACAUCUUAUUUGACCUUUGCAUUCAAGAUUACCGACAAGACAAGAGUAGAAGAAUCCAAAUAG
Molecule: messenger RNA, 1119 nt
Organism: Naumovozyma castellii
Lineage: Eukaryota; Fungi; Ascomycota; Saccharomycetes; Saccharomycetales; Saccharomycetaceae
Gene: GCD14
Product: tRNA 1-methyladenosine methyltransferase subunit GCD14
Exons: 1
Coding region: 1-1119 (372 amino acids)
Source: RefSeq, a predicted model, not a curated record